This is a messenger RNA of Staurois parvus, 528 nucleotides long. NCBI's taxonomy places the organism in Eukaryota, Metazoa, Chordata, Amphibia, Anura, Ranidae. The record is from the annotation of a GenBank genome assembly.
AUCAGUGUGGCCCCAGAAGUGCCACCUGUCAGUGCUCAUCAGUGCCACGUGCCAGUGCCCAUCAGUGCCACGUGCCAAUGCCCAUCAGUGCCACAUCAAUGCCACAUAUCAGUGCAUACCAGUGCACAUCAAUGCCACAUAUCAGUGCUCAUCUGAGCUGCCUUUCAAUGUCACCCAUCAGUGCCAGUCAGUGCCACCUAUCAAUGCCAAUCAGUGCCACCUAUCAGUGCUGCCAAUCAGUGCCACCUAUCAGUGCCAGUCAGUGUCGCCUAUCAGUGCGCAUCAGUGCCAUCAGUCAGUGCCAUAUAUCAGUGUCAUGUAUCAGUGUCAUGUAUCAGUGCUGCCUUUCAGUGCCCAUCAGUGAUGCCUGUCAAUGCCCAUCAGUGCAACCUACCAGUGCCUCCUCAUCAGUGCCCAUCAGUGGCACCUAUCAGUGUCCAUCAGUGCAGCCUAUCAGUGCCCAUCACUGCAGCCUCAUUAGCGCACAUCAGUGAAGGAGAAAAAUCACAUAUUUACAAAAUUGUAUAA